UCAUUGAUCCGGUUGAAUAUUAACACUGAAAAUUUCAUUUCAACAACAAAAACUUGUGUCUGUACAAGCCAUUUUUGAUUAUAAAUUGUUGUGAGCUUAAUAAAUUAUUUUCUAAUUGGCAAAAAAACAAGAUAAUUUACUCGUCAAGUGGAACAAAACGGAUUCCAUCGAAUUUUGUUUUUUAUUUUUUUUCUUGGUUACAAAUUUGAUCAAAUUGAUCAAUUUUUAUAAUAAAUGAAUAAUAAUGAAUAGCAACCAAAAGUCCAUAUCAAAACAUCGAACCGGUGGUGGCGGUGGCCAAUCACAAAGUAAUCAACGAAAUGAUUACCAACGAUCAAAUCAAGAUCGUUAUCAAUCACAUGGAAUGCGAGCAAAUAAUUCUAAUGUAUCACAGGCAUGUAUUAAUGCUGCCGCUAUGAAUACAGCAGCCGCAAUGCAAAAUUCAAUGGGUCAACCACAAUUAAUGCGUAAUUAUGCACCAAAUCAAACACAACCGGCAUUGAUUGGUCAUCAGCCAACAAACAUACAGAUGAAUCAUUUGAAUCAACAACAACAACAACAGCCAACUGGUGGUGUUGGUGGUCCAAACGUAGUUUCAUCACAGCAAGCUAUGUCCGGCAUGAUAAAUGCAGCUGCUGCUGCUGCAGCUCAACAACAACGUUUUCCACCAUAUUCGGUUACAACGGCACAAGCACAACCGCAACAACAGCAGCGAAUACAAUCCAAUCAUCCGAAUUCGAAUCGCCAAUCAUAUAAUCACCCGAUGCGUGCUGGGGCUGGUGGUAGCGGUGGCGGUGCAAAUAAUACGGGUGCUCAAAGUGGUGGUAGCCAUAUACCUAAUCAUCAUCAUAAUAAUAUAUCAUAUACGACAAUUCCGCCUUCAGCUGCGGCUUCGAUUCCAGGUUUUACAUAUGCGGCUGCACAGAAUCCAACAUAUUAUCAUCCUCAUCACCAUCCUGGAUCAUUUCAUCAUCAGAAUCAAUUUUCGAUGGCGACUCCUGUUCAACAAAUGCAAUACGGUUAUCCACCUAUGUAUUAUUUACAUGAUUAUUCAAGAUAUCCAUAUAUUCAGAGUAAUUUGCCGCAAGCUGUACCAGUAGCGACAUCAACCGAUUUAAGUAAUCAAUCUACUGGUGGAUCAUAUAAACCAAAUGAUGUUCAACAUCAUCAACAACAACAACAACAGCCAGGAUCUGCUGGUCAACAACAGCAACAACAACAAUUGCAACAUCAACAACAACAAUUACCGAUGCCAAUACAGCCACAGCCAAUCAAACAACAACGUGAAAAAAGACCAUUAGAAAUAUAUGAUGAAAAAGGGGUUAAAAUGGAUCUAGUUCAAUUGGCAUCAGAAGCGAAAAAUAAACCUGCGGUUACAUCUCAAAGUAAUAAUAAUAAUAAUGAUACUCCAAAUGUUGUUGAUAAUCGAUCGAAAUCGGAAAAGAAUGUGGAUAAUUUGAAAAAAACUGAAUUGAACGGUCCGGUUAAAAAUGAACAUAAUGAUAAAUCACUGAAUACUACCGUGGUUAGUAGUAAAAAUGAUGAUAAAACUAUCGGUGAUGAUAAUAAUGAGAAUAAAGGUCAUGAUAAUUCUCUAACGUCAGUUGUUGCUGAUAGUAAACCAAAUGAAAUACAAAAACAACAACAGACAACGCCAACCACACCAUUAUCAUCAUCGGAAUCAUCCGUUGCUGGUGAUGGUCAUCCAAACAAAUCAUCCUGUGAUAUGAAUAAUGAACCGACGAUAUCAUCAACAUCAACUGCUGAUUCAUCAUCAUCAUCAUCAUCUAUUCUGAGUGAUUCACAAAAUCAAUCAACGAUUAAUGUUGUUGAUGAAAUUACCGAAAAAGUUGAUAAAAUGGUAUUGAAUAAUAAUAAUGAUGAUGAUAAUUCAACAACAUCAACUAUGGAUGGGGAUUUUGUUAAAGUUACUGGUGGUGAUGGUGAUAAUGUCGUUGAUGGUACUGCUGUUGCUUCUGCUGCUGCAGCCGCUGUUGUCAUCGAUGGCGAUAAUAAAGAAUCUUUAGAAAUAGAUUCUACUACUUCAAAUGAUGAAAAUAAUAAAUCAUCAAAAACCGUACCCGUAACAACAAAAGACGUUGUUGAAGAAUUGUCGUCAAAAAUUCAUCAAACAACACUAAAUACGACGGGUGAUAUGGAAAGUAGCUUUGAAAUUAUUGAUCAUAUUAACACUACACCGUCUGAAGCGUCAACACCGACAAAUACUAGUACAAUUAGUGCUGCGGCUGCCGCUACUGUUGAAAUGCCAAUUGUCAAUCAUGAUGGUAAUAGUAAUAAUAAUAGUCGUGAUGGUACACCAGAAUCAUUAUCAUCCAAAUCUAAAUCGAAACCAGCAAAUAUUGUUGGCAAUAAAGAUGCUGCUGCUGCUGCUGAAACAGCUGCAAAUAACAAAUCAAUUGUGAUCGAUUCACGGCAAUAUUCACGUGAUGCAUUAUUGCAAUUACGAUCAAAUGCAACCGAAUUGGAUUUAACCAAUUCAAACCAGGAGAAUGUUCGUGACAUUAUUCGAAAGCCUUCUCAAAAUAUACCGGAUAUAUUGUUUCCAAUGUAUGCCCAACAAAAUCGUUCAAUGAAUGAUAAUACAUUACAAUAUCGCAAUAAAUCAAUGGUACAACAAUCAAGACGGCCAUCACAACCAUCAAGAAAUUAUUCGGAUCAAAAAUCACGUAAAAUUAUGUCGACAUCAUUACAUUCGGAUUAUCCAAUAAAUUCGGAUGAAUGGCGUCCGGGAAAAAUACAAUCAAAUGAUCCGGCCGAAAUUGAAACAGCAAAUCUAUUGAAAACUGUUCGUUCGAUAUUGAACAAGCUGACACCACAAAAUUAUCAUACAUUAGUGACACAAUUUAAAGCACUGAAAAUUGAUUCAAAAGAUCGUCUUGUACGUGUUAUUGAUUUGAUUUUUGAUAAGGCUGUUGCUGAGCCAGCAUUCAUUGUACAAUAUGCUGGAUUUUGUUCCGAAUUAAUACAUAUAAAAGUGAAUGAAGAAAAUGAUCAAAAUAAUAAAAUUGAACAGGUGAAAUUUAAAAAUUUACUCAUCUCAAAAUGUCAGAAAACAUUUUUUGAUGAUAUGUAUUCGAAUAUCAAAGAUCUAAUUGAAGAAGUGAAAACAACUGAAGAUCCAGAAAAACGUAAAGUAUUGGAAGAACAAUUGGAAGAUGAAAAAAUGCAUGCACGUAAACGUUCAGUUGGUAAUAUAAAAUUUAUUGCCGAAUUAUUCAAGAUUAAUAUGUUGAAUGCAUCGAUUAUGUUCAGUUGUUUUGAAUAUUUAUUAAAACAUUUUAUCGAUCAUAAUCAUGAAGAAUAUAUCGAAUGUCUUUGUGCCUUGAUCACUAAUAUUGGUCAAAAUUUAACCGAACAGAUAAGGAUUAAAUAUCCGGAUCACAUUCCAAAAUUUGAUAAAAUAUUUAAUCAAUUGGAAAAAAUUUAUAAUGAAGAAUUGGAUGCUAAAGUUUCACCACGUAUUCGAUUUAUGAUUUUGGAUCUAUUAGAUUUGCGUAAAAAUCAAUGGAUACCACGAAGAAAAACUGAAGGACCUAAAUUAAUAGCACAGGUUCAUGCCGAUAUGGAAAUGCAACAACGAUUGAAAAAUGAAUCGGCAAAUGAAAUGAAAAAACGUCAGAAACAACAACAACAACAGCAUCAACAACAUCAAUAUCAAAAUAAUGCUCAAAAUAAUGAUGAAUGGCAACAGGUGAACAAACGUAAAUCACAUCAUACAAAUGUACCAACGAAAAAUUUAAAUUUUGCUGUUUUUAGAAACUUUACGAGUUCAAGUGGAACAAAAAAUGAUCAAUCCAAUUCUUCAUUUUCCAUGUUUACAUCUGGUAGUCAUGGUGGUUCAACAUCCGGCACUCAAAGUCGUUCAUCAUCGACAAAUUAUGAGAAUAAAAAUUCCGGUUCUUCAUCCAAUGAUAAAAAUCAACGUACCUUCCAUGAUAGCCUAAAUGCCAAGAACUAUCCACAACGUGGUCGUGAUGAACGUAAAGUUUCGGAUGUAACAAAUUAUAAUUUGGAUAAACAUCAUCGUAGUGAUAGUCAACAGUCGUUGAAAUCAUCAUCAUCAAUAACGGCCAAUUUAUCGCCAACACCUCGAUCAGAUUCAAUGGAUAAUUUACGAUCUACUAAUGUUAAUGUUAUGCCGGAUUUGGAUCCUGUACAAUUUCAAUUAAAAGUUGAUACAACAUUGAAAAAAUAUCUGGAUAAACAAGAUUAUGAUGAUACUUAUAAAGAAGUUCAAUCGUUUUGCUCAAAAACAAAAUGUGCCGAUUUUAUUGCGGAAUCAAUAUUGUUAGCGAUUGAUAAAACUAGUCAAAAAUGUAAUCCUCGUGAACGAUGGGGACAAUUUUUGGGUCAAUUUUUUUGUUCAUCAUUCUGUGAGAAUACGGAUAUUUUUGAAAGUCUAAAAACCGUUUUCGCUCAAUAUGAAGAUAUUAAAAUGGAUUUACCAAAUUUUUUUCAAUUUGUUGCCGAAGUGAUUGCCUAUGCAUCAUUGAUUAUUUAUGAAAAAGGUUCUACAAUAGGACUGAAAAAUGAUAUAAUGAAAGCUGUUGAAAAAGCAUAUAAUGAAAUUAGUGGCAGUGAAUGUGCCUUAUUUCGUGAUCAUUUAUUAAAAUUAAUUGAACAAAAGAAUAAACAAUGUUUUAGCGAAAUGAAGCCAUAUUUUCAUUCAGCACAGCAUGCCGAAUUGGAUGAAUAUAAUAAAUUAGAUGAAAUAAUUGAUGAAUAUAUGGUUUCAGACGAUUUAGAUCAAUUAAAAUUAAAGAUAAAGGAAAAUUUUUCCAAAAGUGAAAACGACGAAAAAUUUAAAUGUGCCUUAUAUUAUAAACCUUUAUAUGCUUGUUUCAAAAAUCAUCAAAAUUCUGUGAAUGAUAAUGCCACAUGUAAAAAAUUGGACAAAAUCAAAAAUCUUAUAAAAUCAUUUGUCAAUGAUAAAAAUGAUGAACUUUUAUUCCUUGCAAAAUGUGAAACAUUAUUUGUUGAUUUAAAUCAUCCACAAAAAUUAUUAUUCGAGAUAUUCACUUAUCUACAUGAUAAUAAAUUGAUUCAAAAUGAAUCGUUUUUACAUUGGGGAGAAAGUAAAAAGACAAGUCCAAUCGCACUAAUGAAUGUUCAAAGGUUUAUGGAAAAUUUAAAUAAAAAAUAAUGAAACAACAACAGCAAAAAGAAAAUGUGUUUCCUUCAUUCAAUUUAUUCAUCAUCCAUCAGUAGUACAUCAUUAUCGUCAUCUUUAAUUUUUUUGUUUGUUUGUUUCAACG
Molecule: messenger RNA, 5276 nt
Organism: Dermatophagoides pteronyssinus (European house dust mite)
Lineage: Eukaryota; Metazoa; Arthropoda; Arachnida; Sarcoptiformes; Pyroglyphidae
Cellular component (GO): eukaryotic translation initiation factor 4F complex
Molecular function (GO): mRNA binding; protein binding; translation initiation factor activity
Source: RefSeq, a predicted model, not a curated record